AUGGCACCGAAGGGUAAGAGGCUGAAAUCGAUACCGAAACAACCUGAUCAAAAUGACAAUGAAAUUCGUCUUCCAUCAGAUCGAGAAGUUGCUCUACGAGCGAAAUUCGAACAAAAACAACACGAUUUAACAGAAUUUAAGACGCGUGUGUACAAAGCCGAAGAACAACACAAGUGGCUCGAUCAAGAAGCCCAUCGACUUCGAAUAGAAACGAGUGAAUAUAAACAAUUUAUUUUGAAAAAGAAAAAUCUUCGCGAGACACAAAUGGUGACACUAAGUGAUUAUCAUAAAGAAGAGAUUGAAAAUAUCAAUCAAUGUAGAGACGACAUGACGGAAAAGUAUCUUCAAAGGAAAAAAGAAUUACAAAUGCAAUUGAUCGAAAAAUCGAAAUUAUUACGGAAUGCUCAACGAGAAUUGGAUGAUAUGGAAGGAUAUAGAAUCAUCCGUGAACAACAAAGUGAUGAAAUAAAACUAUUGGAACAUGAAGUGAAGCAAAUGCGUGCUGAGCAAGUUCAUGAAAUUGAUCGUUUUAAAUCAGAUUUUCGAAAAGAAGUUGAACAAAAUCAAAUAUUCGAAGAGAUUCAACUCGCCGAAUUCGAAGAACAAGCAAAAUUAGAAGUCGAAAAAUAUCUUUACGAACGAACAAUAAAUAUUCAAAAUGAAAAUACUGAAUUGAGGAAAAAACUACAAAGUAUUUUAAAAAGACAAGAAGAAUUAAACAAACUAAGAAAUAAAUUAGAAGAAGAGCAAUUGCAUUUAAUCGUUCAAUUGAAAUUAACUACUGAUUUAAAGAAAAUACGUCUUGAUAAGACGUCUGGCAAUCUUCCAAAGAAGUUUCUUCGUUAUCAUUAA
Messenger RNA from Adineta ricciae, 852 nucleotides. NCBI's taxonomy places the organism in Eukaryota, Metazoa, Rotifera, Eurotatoria, Adinetida, Adinetidae. The record is from the annotation of a GenBank genome assembly.